Molecule: messenger RNA, 6388 nt
Organism: Biomphalaria glabrata
Lineage: Eukaryota; Metazoa; Mollusca; Gastropoda; Planorbidae
Exons: 2
Coding region: 165-3200 (1011 amino acids)
Biological process (GO): positive regulation of proteasomal ubiquitin-dependent protein catabolic process; ubiquitin-dependent protein catabolic process; protein polyubiquitination
Cellular component (GO): cytoplasm; ubiquitin ligase complex; endoplasmic reticulum
Molecular function (GO): ubiquitin conjugating enzyme binding; ubiquitin protein ligase activity; zinc ion binding
Source: RefSeq, a predicted model, not a curated record
AUAGAAUCUCCGUCAUGUUUAACAGAUUAUUAUCAGUCGAGGCCAAGGAGACUAUAAAAUUAAUGGCUCGAGUAAACAUAGAUCUAGUUAAGUUCUGGAGUUAUUGGGAUUAGCUUUGUUGACAUCGGAGAACUCAUCAUUCGCAUUUCUAAUUACAGGACUUGAUGAUGGUGUUAAAGAAGUCAAACUCAAAACUAAAUUCAGGGGCGACACAGAGAGUUGCCGAAGGAGGGACUUUAAAAUUGUUUAAAUUAUCGUGGUAUUCUGAACAAAUCAUCUUUUUGAAAGUCAAUGUUGCGUAUGGGGAGAAAAAACAGACAGACUCUCUGGCAGAAUGCCUACACAAGAUUUGGGACAGGUUGGGAUGGAUUGGACCUGACAUGUUUCUCACAUUCAGACAUAAACUAAACAUAUCACGAGGUCAAACAUGGGCAGAGCUGGGAUGGUUUUCCACAAACAAAAGAAAAACGUGGCUUCUUCCUAAUAGAAUUCUAGCUAUGAUGUCAGAUACAGAAUAUUUGAAAGACAUAUUGCCACUAUUAGAUAUCAAUGUUUCUGAGCAUACAGAGGUUCCUUUUGUUCGUACUGGUAGAAAAUCGUUAAUAAAAACUCAUCGUUUGUCCCAAAUUGUAUCCGAUGUACCUUCCACUAAGAAAUGCAAGGAUUCGAGAAGGCGGCAGACGGGGCAUAACAGAGGAAUUCAACGCCCAUAUCUAUUUCGUCGUCAAUCAAAGACCAAAGAGAAUGUUGAAAAUGUUUUUACUAAGCCAUCCAAUGUUCUGGAGGUUGAAAUCUAUCACCCAUACCAAGUUGACGCCAGGUGUGCGAACAAAAACGACGUUAACAGAUUUACUAAAAAAAAAUAUUGUGAAAAGACAACCAAGUCGCGUUUAAAAUGCAAGGGCCAUGUCAAUGGCCGGUACGCCGAGUUGAAAGGCUACACUAGACACGAUAUAAUGGAAGAGACCCAACUAGCUCUAUGUGAUCAAACCAAACAAUAUGAAGAAGACUUGUGUCACUUUCCUGGUAACUACCACAACAACAAAGAAACCCAUUUCUCUUCUGUAAGCCUCUGUGACUUUGUUGUUCAGAAUAGACCUCAAACUAAAAGAGGCAAGAAAAGAAAAUAUAAACAAGAGGUGCAAUCAGAAGUCAAGGAGUUUGUUAAAUAUCCAAAAGGCUCCUUCCAAUAUAUUCAUAAAGAUGUGGACCAAUCGGAGAGUUUAUCUAAAAGUACUUGGGAAAUGUUAGAAGAGUCUCUCCCGCCAAACCCUUCAAACAAUGAAGAACAAGAUGAUAUUGGCUAUGCUUCUCAUACAGACAAGGAUGACUUCGUAAUCUCUACACCAGAAAAUGUGAACUUGUUUGAAAAAGAAAUAGAUGACUUCGUAAUCUCUUUACCAGAAAAUGUGAACUUGUUUGAAAAAGAAAUAGAUGACUUUGAUCAAAGUUUUAUUGACGUAGCAUUAGUUUUGUUCAACGAUGACGUCAAUGUGACUGAAAACCAAGAAAUGAACGUAGACGGCCAUAACGUCGUGAUUGGAAAAUGUUAUCCUCCUGCUUUCAUUGUAGAUAUUAGUCCGUCUGACAAAGUCUCUGAUGAAUGUUUUUUACUUGUCAAAAAGAAAGAUUUGAAUUCAUCUCUUUGGAACGUUGCGUUUCAAUGCGUCAACUAUUGUGAGGCCAAUUUUAAACUUCAGAGUAUUCUUUUUGAAGAGUGGACAUGCUGUUUAAAGUUAUCCCGCCUUAUUGAGCUCGUUACUUCUAUCAGAAAGGAAACCCAGUCUUGCUCAAGGCCUGAAGCCUGUGAUGAUAAUUUAGUUGCAUCCUCAAAAUGUGGAAUAAAUUCUAGCGACAGAAUUAUUUUCGGUCCAGCUGAAAAAGUUUUCUCCUUGGUGCCCACGGAAACAAAGCACAAAGCGCCUGAGUGUGUGAACACAGUCUUGCCAGAGACUAACACAGAUAUACAAGGGAACGAGUGUCCAGUUUGUCUCUUGCCGUUUCAUGUCCACAAAUGUCCAGCUAUGAAACUGCUACCCUGUGGACAUACUUUCUGUGUGAGAUGCUGGCAAACUCAAAUUGUUUUUGAGAUGCAGCGAGGUGUCAACCAAUGCACAUGUCUAGCAGUAAAAUGCCAGAACAUCAUUGAUAAGACAACAAUGUUGACUCUUCUGCCACUAGACAUCGUCAGCAGAUGGCAUAGGCAGAAACUGGAGAGAUCUGUUGAGGUUAGUCAGUUUUGUAACUGGUGCCCACGGGAUAGGUGCCAGAAUCUAGCCGUAUCACUCAGCACUCCUCUUAAAACACAGUUUGGACAACCGUUGACCUGCAUUUGUGGUCAUUCUUGGUGUGGCAGCUGUAAAAACACCCCACACUGGCCAGUUUCGUGUGAUCAGAUGACCGCUUACAAAAAGCUGAUGUCCAAAGUUGGCCUGAACAAAGACUUGACCUACGAUACCAUCUAUUUCCACAUCAAGCUAAAGCCUUGUCCACAAUGCAAAUACCCUAUUGAAAAAAAUAAAGGCUGCCCAGUUAUGACAUGUCGAAUGUGCAACUACUACUUUUGUUGGAACUGUUUAAAAUGUUGUUCAUUCCAUAAUGUUUAUACAUGCCCUAACAAUGAUGACAAUUAUGUGACAUACAGCUUACAAAACAAAUUAGUCCACGAUCUUCCUUUGAAGUAUUUUACAAAGUGCAUUCAAGCCAGAAGACAAACACAAACAUUGACAUUAGAAGGUCAGAAGUGGCUCCAAUAUUACAAACAUCCGCUUCCUAAUGACCGCAUUGUAGAAGUAAAAUCAUUCACCAGCAAGUCUCAAGUUGAUGUGACCCUUAUUCUUGAUGAUGUGGAGCAAUGUUUAGACUUUCUUGUCAGGUAUUACAAAUUUCAAGAACUGUUUUAUUUUCUCCUCGACUUCGCCCAGAUGAAGAACUCAAACACGCGACAACUUGCAGCCAGAAUAACUGCUCAGUGUUCCCAGCUCCACUUCGUUGCAUGGAGGUUACAAGAAAACAUUCUAGGUAAGCCUGCCAACUACUUCUAUAACAGAAGGAAGCUGUCCAAGAGUCUGCUCUCCACUGGUGAACGUCUGCUGAAAGCCUUAAAGCAGCUUGUUCCCUACUUUCAACACAUGUCCAAAGAUAUAGAUACAAAACCAAUUGGUGACAUUGAUGUAUUACAAUACUUGCGAUACAAAUAAAUACGUGAUAUUCUCAUUUACUUUGUAUAAUGAAGGAAAAAAUCUGUGUGAAUUUGUAUUUGAAACCUUAAGAGACUUAUUUCAUUAAAUGAAAUAUAAUUUGUAUUUUAAAUAUCGUAACGUUACAAUUUCAGUUUACUUUUAGCAUAAAUCUUUUGAAGCCUGAUGGACAAUACAUAAAGUGUGACAAUGUUAACCAGAUAAAUGUUUUCUGGCUUUUGGUCUUACCUUUACCUUUACCUAUCCCUUAGUCUGUUGGACCGUUGGGGCACCAGGCAAGAUUUGUCGACCGUCUUUCUCCAUUCCUCCCUUUUUUUUUUUGCCUUGUUUAGAACCUAUCUCAAUGGCAGGCCCGUCCAUUCUUUAAUGUUGUCCUCCCAUCGCUUUUUCUGUCUGCCUCUUCUUCUUUUCCUGGCACUGUUCCCUGAAGGAAGGUCUUUGCGAGCCCCGUAGAUCUUGUAAUGUGGCCAAAGGUUUUAAGUUUUCGUCUUUUUACAAUAGUUAGCAGGUCGUCAUGGGCUCCGAUUGCUACAGUAACCCUGUCUCUGAUUUCUUGGUUUGUGAUGCGGUCUUUGAAUGUGAUGCCUAGGAUCCUUCUGUAGCAUCUCAAUUCCAUUGCUAGGAUCCUCCUCUCAAGCUCUGCAUUCAACGUCCACGACUCGCAAGCAUAUAAAAAUGUGGCCAUGACCAGAGAGCGCAUCAGUCUGAUUUUGGUGCCGAGGGCUAAGCCCUUAUCUUUCCAUAUUAUUUUAAGUUUUGAAAGGGCUGCUGUGGACUGUGCUAAUCGGGCCAAUAGUUCGGGUUUUGUUCCCUCAUCUGAGACAAUAGCUCCGAGGUAUUUGAAGCUGUUAACACUAGUUCGCUUUUCACCUCCAAUACUGAUGCCUCUUUUAAAGCCCUGAUGGCUAUUGGUCAUGAUUUGAGUUUUUUCGGCAUUUAUUUGCAUGCCAUAUGCUGCGGAAGUCUUGUCAAUGCGCAUCACCUGGUCAGCUAGUUCUUCUUCUGUCCCUGCUAGAUCGUCAAUGUCAUCUGCGAAGCGCAAGUUAGUAAUUCUUCUUCCUCCAAUGCUAACCGUACCUUCAUAGCCUUCGAGGGUCAAUGCUCUUAAAUAAGAUAUUUUAAAGAAGAAGGAAGAAUGUUGAGCCCAUAAUGUAUUUGCUGCAUACCUUUGGACCCAGAAGCUGCAUGGAAAGAGGGGUGGACUGACAAUAGCCAACGCCCAGGCUCUCAUCACUGAAUGGCUUCAUAAUUUACGUGUAAAUAUAUAAAUAGAAAAAAGACUUGUUUCUCAUUAACAUUUUGUUACAUCUUUACAUGUUACAUAGAUAAGAAGCUUUUAAAUGUUCCAUAUCAUUAUAUACUGUGAUCUUGUUCCAUAAAUUAUUUACAUAUCUAAACUGUGAUAAGGCUAUUGUUCCAUAUAUAUUACCUAUAUGUAUCUAAACUGUGACAUUGUUCCAUAGAUUUGCUAUAUGUAUCUAAACUGUGACAUUGUUCCAUAUAUAUUACCUAUAUGUAUCUAAACUGUGACAUUGUUCCAUAGAUUGGCUAUAUGUAUCUAAACUGUGACAUUGUUCCAUAGAUUGGCUAUAUGUAUCUAAACUGUGACAUUGUUCCAUAGAUUGGCUAUAUGUAUCUAAACUGUGACAUUGUUCCAUAGAUUGGCUAUAUGUAUCUAAACUGUGACAUUGUUCCAUAGAUUGGCUAUAUGUAUCUAAACUGUGACAUUGUUCCAUAGAUUGGCUAUAUGUAUCUAAACUGUGACAUUGUUCCAUAGAUUGGCUAUAUGUAUCUAAACUGUGACAUUGUUCCAUAGAUUGGCUAUAUGUAUCUAAACUGUGACAUUGUUCCAUAGAUUGGCUAUAUGUAUCUAAACUGUGACAUUGUUCCAUAGAUUGGCUAUAUGUAUCUAAACUGUGACAUUGUUCCAUAGAUUAGCUAUAUGUAUCUAAACUGUGACAUUGUUCCAUAGAUUGGCUAUAUGUAUCUAAACUGUGACAUUGUUCCAUAGAUUGGCUAUAUGUAUCUAAAACUGUGACAUUGUUCCAUAGAUUGGCUAUAUGUAUCUAAACUGUGACAUUGUUCCAUAGAUUGGCUAUAUGUAUCUAAAACUGUGAUAUUGUUCCAUAGAUUUUCUAUAUGUAUCUAAAAUGUUUGUUUUACAUGUUUCGGAUGUUUCUUCAGAGUUGAAGAUAGUUUACUUCCUAGUCCAAACCUCCAGCAGGACGACGGGGAUGGGAGUGGGUAGGGUUUGAACCCUCGACCGUCAAUAAAUCCGAACGACAGUCCAGCGCGCAAACCGCACGACCAGGCAGCCAUCCAACUGUGAUGUUGUUUACUAUGUGAUUAAAUUUUGUUUUCUGAAUUGAGUUCCAGUUUUGACUGUGCUCUGAGAUGCUUUAAAUGGGCUAGUUGGACACUUAACAAGUUUUAGGUAAUUAAAAUGUCAUCGAUGGCAAGACACAAGACUUUUAAAAAAAAAUAAUCUCAUGUUGUUAAGAGGUAUACAUUUCGUUCCCUAGUUCAAGAUACAAGACAAAAUAAUUAAUUACCAGGUAAAAGAAAUAUUUGUGCAAAUUUUCAGCUUGAUCCGAGUUUUUUGUGUGGGAGAAUUAACCUGUACAAUCUUUUUACCAGACAGACAGAGUUGAUAUAAGCUUUGUAUAAAUACCAAUAAAAUGUUGACAAAACGCACUGCUAGAGUGCAUUGAAUUUACUGUAAAAUGGUGUCAAAAGGAAAUACAUAUUUUAGCAUAAAUAUAGGGACUUUCAUAUAUUUCAUUUUACAUAUAGGGGCCUAGAUCAUCUCCAAACUCCCUUGUUAGGGAUUGCAACUCAAAUCCUUUCUUCCAAAAGCAGUGGGAAAUAAAGCCUGCAGUUAUGCUUGGGGGAUCCGGGAGUUAUCAAGGGAAAAGAUCCCUUUUUGGUAACGCGAUCAUGGUAUUGAUGAGGUCUACAGAUUUUGACAACAAUGAGAAUAGUUUAAACCAGGGGUGGGCAACCUUUUUGGAUCGAGGGCCGCAUUUCUUUAAAUUUUGGAAUAGCGGGCUGCAUAUGUAUAUACAACUUAGAAAGAUACUCUAGCUAACUUUUAAUUCAUAGGUACACUGUAUUAUAUUCACGUUUCCAUGUUAAGGAAUUACAAGAAGAGUUAGAAAUUUUUGAAUCAAUUAAUAUUUUUUUUAAAA